Molecule: messenger RNA, 2926 nt
Organism: Phacochoerus africanus (Common warthog)
Lineage: Eukaryota; Metazoa; Chordata; Mammalia; Artiodactyla; Suidae
Product: BEN domain-containing protein 5
Exons: 10
Coding region: 81-1676 (531 amino acids)
Biological process (GO): negative regulation of DNA-templated transcription; proteolysis
Molecular function (GO): zinc ion binding; metallocarboxypeptidase activity; DNA binding
Source: RefSeq, a predicted model, not a curated record
GCGCCCCCCGCGCCGGGUCCCCCCCUCCGCGCCCGCCCCGCGGGCCGAGCGGCCGGCCGGGCCCGCCCCCGGCGCCCACCAUGUACGCCUUUGUGCGGUUCCUGGAGGACAACGUCUGCUACGCGCUGCCCGUGUCGUGCGUGCGCGACUUCAGCCCCCGCUCGCGGCUGGAUUUUGACAACCAGAAGGUGUACGCCGUGUACCGGGGCCCGGAGGAGCUGGGCGCCGGGCCCGAGAGCCCCCCGCGCGCCCCCCGAGACUGGGGCGCACUGCUGCUCCACAAGGCCCAGAUCCUGGCGCUGGCAGAAGACAAAUCUGACCUUGAAAACAGUGUGAUGCAGAAGAAAAUAAAAAUCCCCAAACUUUCUCUGAAUCACGUAGAAGAAGAUGGGGAGGUUAAAGAUUAUGGGGAAGAAGAUAUACAGCUUAGACACAUCAAGAGACCCGAGGGCCGGAAGCCGAGCGAAGUGGCACACAAGAGCAUUGAGGCGGUGGUGGCCCGGCUGGAGAAGCAGAACGGCCUGAGCCUGGGCCGCAGCACGUGUCCGGAAGAGGUCUUCGUGGAGGCCUCGCCGGGCCCCGAGGACAUGGACAGUCUGGAGGAGGCCGCCGUGCCCCGGGCUCUGUAUGAGGAGCUGCUGCGCAACUACCAGCAGCAGCAGGAGGAGAUGCGCCACCUCCAGCAGGAGCUGGAGCGGACUCGGAGGCAGCUGGUUCAGCAGGCCAAGAAGCUCAAGGAGUACGGGGCGCUCGUGUCCGAGAUGAAGGAGCUCCGCGACCUCAACCGGAGGCUGCAGGACGUGCUGCUCCUGAGGCUGGGCAGUGACAACCUUCGAGAGGGAGCAGAGAAGAAGGUGGUGUUCAUUACAGGACGCGUCCACCCAGGGGAAACACCCUCUUCAUUUGUGUGUCAAGGGAUCAUCGACUUCCUCAUAAGCCAGCACCCUAUUGCUCGCGUCCUGCGGGAACACCUGGUCUUCAAGAUUGCACCCAUGCUCAAUCCUGAUGGCGUCUACCUGGGCAAUUACAGGUGCUCUCUGAUGGGGUUUGACCUGAACCGUCACUGGCUGGAUCCCUCUCCGUGGGCCCACCCUACCCUGCAUGGGGUGAAGCAGCUCAUCAUCCAGAUGUACAACGACCCAAAAACGAGCCUGGAGUUUUAUAUCGACAUCCACGCCCACUCCACCAUGACAAACGGCUUCAUGUACGGCAACAUCUUUGAGGAUGAGGAGCGCUUCCAGAGGCAGGCCGUCUUCCCCAAGCUCCUCUGCCAGAAUGCCGAGGACUUCUCCUACUCCAGCACCUCCUUCAACCGGGAUGCCGUGAAAGCGGGAACUGGCCGUCGCUUCCUCGGUGGGCUGCUGGACCACACCUCCUACUGCUACACAUUGGAGGUUUCCUUCUACAGCUACAUCCUCGGUGGCACCACGGAUGCUGUGCCCUACACGGAGGAAGCCUAUAUGAAGCUGGGGCGGAACGUGGCAAGAACGUUUUUGGAUUAUUACCGGCUGAACCCAAUGGUCGAGAAAGUGGCAAUCCCUAUGCCAAGGCUGCGGAAAGAAAAACCCCCUCCCUACAAGCACCUACUCCUGCGGGGCCCGGCCAACAACUCCCCCAACAGCAAAGGAAACAAGAAGAGUUCAGUGACCCACAAAGACCCUUCAAACUCUUUUUAAGGAUACAGAGUCUGGGGAGGUCUUGUGGUGGCAGGGGCAUGCAUUUUCUGGUGGGGCAUGCAAUUAAUCAUCUUUUUCUAGUUUCCAAAAUAAGGGCUGAGAUCAUGAAUGAGCUAGUGAAAGGGAAGGGUAAGAAUGGGAAAUCUCACCAUCGAUUUUCCCUUUUACCAAUGGAAAAUCAAUCAUGAGCCUUCAGCUUAAGGCUUGGGAACCAAAUGGGAAACUCAAACCAGAUGAGUGCAGAUGCUAUUUCCUACAACACAGAGACCCUCGCAGGAAAAGAAAGCCCACACAUCCCUUUUGAGAGGUAAAUACUUCUCAGGUCAGUGAUUUCCAUCCCUUUACUGCUCUAAGUUGUGCAGUUACUACAGGUGGUUACCUUUUAGAAUUGGCUACGGUUGUUCAUAGUUUUAGAAAAGCAGUGUCUAUAUUUGCUGGCCCCAAACAAUAGCAACCACACUUACAACCCAAAGACACUGUUGGGAGCAAUGGGAGCUAAUUUCUGAGAUCACAGUGGACUUAAACCCCCAAUCACUUUAUCCAUGAGCUGCAUGCUUCCUGACUCCCCCAAACCCCAGUCUAUGCAACUUCAGAAAACUGCUCUGAGAGCUAUUUCCCAAUGACCUGGGUAGUUUAAAAGGAAACAGUUCCUAAAACAAAGGGUAUUAGCCGUACAUUCCAAAAGGUCUGUCAUGGUUAAGAUCUCUAGAUCCUGGUGUCAGAGAUCAAACCCGACCACUGAAGAGGCGGGCGUGAAAGAUCCACAGUGGGAGGAGGCGGCCGACUGCCAGAUACAGGAGAUGCCGAAGACAAAAGGAUGCACUCUGAGGCUGGUGGGGAUGAUGAAACAGCAUCAGUGCCAAAUCCCAAGGCGGGGCCAGCUCAAUAUUGUGCAUUUUUCUACAGAGUAAAGUGCCUUUGCAUGAUGAAUGGGUCCAGGGGAGUCAGCUCCCUUCCUGUCUGUGAAGCAGCAGGCUGAGUCACCAUGACAGCCUGCUAAUUAAAAUGACCUCCCCGAAAUGAGGAUUAGGAGAUGGAGAGAGGAAGGGAGGCUCGAGGGAGAUAGGCCCUCUAGCACAAAGCUUCAGUUUAGCAUUCUUUUGCUUUGCACUGGAGAUUUUCAAAGUUUCUUGCAAAAAUUGAGAGCAAAGCUCAUUCUCCCUUUGCUUAUUGGUUUUAAGAAAUUUUAACAAAGAACCAUAUGUGAGUUGGCUACAAAUGUUGUGUUGUAUAUACAGCUUCUCCUCUGG